Molecule: messenger RNA, 1638 nt
Organism: Pistacia vera
Lineage: Eukaryota; Viridiplantae; Streptophyta; Magnoliopsida; Sapindales; Anacardiaceae
Product: pectin acetylesterase 9
Exons: 13
Coding region: 258-1484 (408 amino acids)
Molecular function (GO): hydrolase activity
Source: RefSeq, a predicted model, not a curated record
CUUUCGCUCCCCAAUAAGACAACGCUAAGCCACCACCACCAACUUCUCUGUUUCCCUCUUCUUCACGUUAAUGUACAGAAACCUUUGCUUUGCUUUGCAUUGUAUAUCUUCACUAUAUCCAAAACGCACCGUUUUGUUCACCUACAACUGUUCGGCAACUUCACUGAUCUGUUUUUUCUUAAAAUUUCAUUUUCGAUUUGAUUAUAUUCCGUUCCUCUACAUUUGGAUGAAAGUUAACCGAGAUCGUUGAAACGACAAUGAAGUUGAAUGCAGCAGUAGAGAUAUUAGUACUAGUACUACUAGUUCUACUAACCUCAGCGCCAUGGGGCGUUUACUCGGAGUUGGACGAGCGUCCGCAUCCCCUUCUCGUGGGCAUGACUCUGGUUCAAAACGCUUCAGCUCUUGGUGCCUUUUGUUUGGACGGCAGUUUACCGGCCUAUCAUCUGCACAAAGGAUUCGGUGCUGGAGAGCGCAACUGGUUGCUACAAUUUGAGGGUGGUGGGUGGUGUAAUGAUAUUCCAUCAUGUUUAGAGAGAGCCAAAACGCGCCGUGGAUCAACACGCUACAUGACCAAAUGGGAGGCCUUUUCUGGAAUCCUAAGCAACAAUGCCUCUCUCAAUCCAGAUUUCUACAACUGGAAUCGAGUAAAAAUUAGAUAUUGUGAUGGAGGAUCGUUUGCCGGAAAUGCCAAGUUUGACAACGGGACGUCAUUACUUUAUUUCAGAGGACAAAAAAUUUGGGAUGCAAUCAUUCGUGAUCUUCUACCUAAAGGAUUGGCAAAUGCUAGAAAGGCUUUGCUUUCAGGUUGCUCUGCUGGGGGCUUAGCAACCUUUGUGCAUUGCGACAACUUCGCGAAGAUUUUACCAAGGAAUGCCAGUGUGAAAUGCUUGAGCGACGCUGGAUUUUUCUUGGAUGAAAGAGACAUAAGUUUUAACCAUACUAUGAGAUUCUUCUACAAAGCACUUGUUGAACUACAGGGGAUAGAACAAAAUCUGAAUCAAAACUGCACCAAAUCCCUUAUCUUUCCGGACCUGUGUUUCUUCCCACAGUAUGCCUUGAAGUAUAUUACGACACCUUAUUUCAUUUUGAACUCAGCAUAUGAUGUAUAUCAAUUUCAUCAUAUAUUGGUUCCACCUUCUGCUGAUUUGCGCGGACACUGGAAUCACUGCAAGCUUAAUCCAGCAGCAUGUAACACAAACCAGAUAGAUGUACUGCAAGGUUUCAGGCGUGACAUGCUUCUAGCUUUGAGAUUAUUCAAUUAUUCAAGACGUGGCGGAAUGUUCAUAAAUUCAUGCUUCGCUCAUUGCCAAAGCGAGUCACAAGAUACAUGGUUUGCCGUUGAUUCCCCAAGAAUACACAAUAAGGCAAUUGCAGAAGCAGUUGGUGAUUGGUACUUUGGCAGAAGGGUAACCAAGGAGAUUGACUGUGCAUAUCCUUGUGACAAUUCUUGCCAUAACCUUAUACCGGAGGUUCAGGUGCAAUAGAUGAAGAGCAAAAAGUGCAGGUCCAACACAUUAUUUAGAUGGUAAAUAAUUCUUGCGUUCAGAAAGUGGAAGAUGCUACUACGUACUUUACUUAAUCAGAAAAGGAUAAUCAAAGUAUUCAUACAAGAAGCAAAAAAAAAAAAGCCAUUGCAUA